AUGAAGACACCGUUCAAGACGCAUAAACCCAUUGUUGUGAGCAAUGAAAAGGUACGAAGCACGGUAUACGCACUAAUAGCAUACUUUAUUCUAACUACACCGGUUUUAUUCACAUUUGGUAAAGUUUUGGACAAAGUGGCGCUUUAUAUUUGUGGGGUGCUGAUACCUUUUGCGCCGAUUAUUUGGAUCCUAUUUGAAGUAACCCACCUCGAAGGGGAGUCUGGACUGUCCUUCAGCAAUAUGUUCGACGCGCACACACCCUACUCGGGUUCUGCUCUGUUGGGGUUCAUAAUACAAAUCAUUCACAUCGCCCUAUUUUUCCUGAUAAGUUGGUACCUUGAGCAGGUCACUGGUUCUUAUACUUUGCCAUGGAAUUUCCUCUGCCAGAAAGCAUAUUGGCGUAAAGCCUCUGUGGAUCCGAUGGAUGAACUUGAAACGGAAGCUGUUCGGAUCCAAGAGCCACAGUACUUCGAGCCGCCCCCAUCGAAUCUCGAAAGUGGGAUCAAAAUAAUGAACGUCACAAAGAUGUAUGGCCCAAACCGCGUGGUAGACGAUGUGUCUCUGGAAGUUUAUAAGGGCGAGAUUACCAUCCUUCUGGGACACAACGGCGCUGGGAAGAGCACGCUCAUGUCCAUAAUCACUGGUGUACUAAAACCCACCAAGGGUCAGGUGCUAGUAAACGGAUACAAUAUUGAGUCCCAGGCUUUGGAAGCGCGGCAACAAAUCGGCAUGUGCCCGCAACAUAAUUUGUUUCUGGACGGCGUGUCCGUGAUUGAGCACGUGAUGUUCUUUACCUUGCUGAAAAAAGGUACUUACCGUGAAGCCCGCAUAUCGGCAGAAAAACUUUUGGAAAAACUUAACUUACAACAAAAGGCAAACAGUCAGAGUUCUGACUUAUCUGGAGGCAUGAAGAGGCGACUUCAACUGGCAUGUGCGUUAGCAGGGCAAGCUAAUGUUUUGAUACUGGACGAGCCCACGUCGGGUCUUGAUGUGGAGACCAGGCGUUCACUGUGGGACAUCUUUGUGUCUCUGCGAGGGUCCCACACAGUGCUGCUGUCGACUCACUUCAUGGAGGAAGCUGACGCUUUAGGCGACCGCGUGGCGGCGCUGCACGCCGGCCAGCUGCGGUGCCACGCCACGCCCAUGUACCUCAAGAGAGCCAUAGGUACCGGCUACCGCCUGACCUUCAUCACGACUGGCAGCCCCAAGGAAGCAGCAAUCACCAGUGUCGUCCAGUCAGUGGUCCCCGAAGCCACUGCCACUGCAAGCGGGUUCAACUCCAUCUUCUACAAGAUUCCUAUGGCGUCUACCAAAAGCUUGCCCGGUCUCUUCUCCAAACUGGAGUCCAAGAAGACCGAACUGGGUAUAGAAUCAAUGGGAGUUGGUGUGUCUACGCUUGAAGAAGUCUUUUUAAAAUUAUGCAGUGGUUAUGAUGGAAGUCCACUUACUGAUGUUGAAGAGGAAGAAGGUCCUGUCUACCAAAAGCAAACUGGAGCCGCUUUGUAUAGCAGGCAAUUUCUGGUUUUAAUAAAACGUUAUUUCAGGUUCCUAUGGGUCUAUAAAUACAGUCAAAUACUAUUUGGAACGUUCUUCAUGUUUCUAUUAAUAUUAACAACAACAUUUGGCUACAACAACACUGCCACGCCCAAAAAGAACAAAACUUUUUUCGCUGUGAACCUGGACAUUUACAGGCCGUUGCUAAACCACCGAAUCCUGUACAAAGUAAACAAUGAUUCUCGUAUGAGGCUGCUAAGUGAAUUGUACCCGAGGGUAACCUUUGAGAAUGUUUCGGACUUAGACGAAGCACCGAAAGAGAUCACAGAUAUGAUGCUGGUGUCUAACGUACACAAGAACUACGUAGACCUCUGCACUAAUUUCUACGCGGUAAAGGGCGUCAGCUUCUCUGUCAAGAAAGGUGAAUGUUUCGGUCUUCUUGGCGUGAACGGCGCGGGCAAAACCAGUAUGUUCCGGAUGCUCACUGCUGACCGGUGUGUUACGAAGGGGCAAAUCUUCGCUAAUGGACGGUUUUUAACACUUCCGUGUUUCGAUAAGUACCUAUUCUCCCUGAGCUACUGUCCCCAAUUCUGGGGCCUGGACGACUUCCUGACCGGCAGACAGAACCUGGACCUCCUGCUCACGCUGCAGGGGUUCAACGAGCGCGAUAUGAACGCACAAACCAAGACCUGGAUCAAACUUGUUGGCCUGGAAAAGUACACGGACCAGCUGGUAUCAGGCUACAGCGGCGGCUGCCUGCGGCGGCUGGCGGCGGCGUGCGCGCUGUGCACGGGCGCGCCGCUCACGCUGCUGGACGAGCCCACGGCCGGCGUCGACGUGGCCGCGCGCCGCCGCGUGUGGUACGCGCUCAAGCGCGGCCUGCGGGACCAGCACGCCAUCAUCAUCACCUCGCACAGUUUGGACGAAAUGGAAACGCUGUGCCACCGCAUUGCUAUAAUGGUGGCUGGGCAGCUGUAUGCGCUCGGCUCGCCGGCUGCCUUGAAGGCCGCUUUCGCAGUGGGACACUCCGUCAUCUUGAAGAUCAAACAUGAAACAGAUGAAUCUGCUGGAUCACACGUAGAUCAACUAAAAACCUUCAUGCAACAGAAGUUCAACUGUACACUCAAAGAUGAGCAUAAGACAAUGCUGAACUACCACAUAAAUGAGACGAUGGAGUACAGCAGACUGUUCCAAGACAUGGAGCAAGUACAAAGUACGUUCCCUUCGCUGAUUGAGGACUACUCAGUAUCAGAAACCACCCUCGAAGAAGUUUUUCUGUCAUUUGCUAAGCGUCAGGAAGAGAUGACAAAAGUCCAAGGCAAAAACAAAGCAACAUCAGAAAAAGAAGGAAAAGCAGAAACAAAAAACAACGUACCUGAUACGAAGAAUGAUGUAGGUGGACCCGUGUAAUAGAGUUAUCAUC
Messenger RNA from Ostrinia nubilalis (European corn borer), 2917 nucleotides. Its product is annotated as retinal-specific phospholipid-transporting ATPase ABCA4-like. Gene Ontology annotation, cellular component: membrane; intracellular membrane-bounded organelle. The coding region runs from base 1 to 2904 and encodes 967 amino acids. Gene Ontology annotation, molecular function: lipid carrier activity; ABC-type transporter activity; ATP hydrolysis activity. The transcript has 19 exons. The record is from RefSeq and is a predicted model, not a curated record. Gene Ontology annotation, biological process: lipid transport; transmembrane transport. NCBI's taxonomy places the organism in Eukaryota, Metazoa, Arthropoda, Insecta, Lepidoptera, Crambidae.